Molecule: messenger RNA, 912 nt
Organism: Penicillium longicatenatum
Lineage: Eukaryota; Fungi; Ascomycota; Eurotiomycetes; Eurotiales; Aspergillaceae
Product: NmrA-like family protein
Exons: 2
Coding region: 1-912 (303 amino acids)
Source: RefSeq, a predicted model, not a curated record
AUGUCCAAAACAGUUCUGAUCACCGGCGCCACCGGUAAACAAGGCGGCAGCGUCAUCAGCGCACUCCUCAACCAAAACGCAGAUAUGGAGAUUUUAGCCGUCACUCGCGAUGCCAACUCUGCUGGAGCGCAGAAACUCAAGAACAAAUCGUCCCAAAUCCAACUGGUCGAAGGCAAUCUCGACGACCCCGAAGGAAUCUUUGCGAAUGCCCAGAAGAUCACGUCGCAGCCCAUCUGGGGUGUUUAUAGUGUGCAGGUCCCGAUCCCGGGCUCCUCGGAUCAGGGAGCCGAAGAACGGCAGGGCAAAGGGCUUAUCGAUGCGUCGUUGAAGCAUGACGUCAAAUUCUUCGUCUAUUCAUCUGUGGAUCGAGGUGGUGACGCUUCGUAUGAUACUGAGACUGAAAUCCCUCAUUUCAUUAGCAAGCACCAUAUUGAACAUCAUCUGGUGGAGCAAACAAAGGGUACGGAGAUGGCGUGGACGAUCUUGCGCCCCGUUGCAUUCCUCGAUAACCUCACCCCCGAUUUCUUUGGGAAGGUCUUCGCUACGUCCUGGAAGGACGUGGUCAAGGAAAAGCCCUUACAGGUCAUCGCUGUUGCCGAUAUUGGAUUUUUUGCAGCUCAGGCUUUCCUUCACCCAGAGGAAUGGGCGAACAAAUCGCUUUCCUUGGCUGGUGACGACCUCACGUUUGAGGAGAUGGCUAAGAUAUUCAAGGCGAAGACCGGUCGGGACGUGCCUCUGACUUUCAGCUUUGUUUGUUCCUCUCUGUUGUGGAUGAUGAAGGAUUUUGGAUACAUGUUUCGGUGGUUCCAUGAUUCGGGCUAUGGGGCCGAUAUCUCCACUUUGAAGAAGAUGCAUCCCGAGUUAAAAGACUUUGAGACAUGGCUAGUGACCGAAAGUGGAUUCGUGUCCUGA